Acinonyx jubatus (cheetah) is the source of this 2754-nucleotide messenger RNA. RefSeq names its product mannosidase alpha class 1C member 1 (gene MAN1C1). The record is from RefSeq and is a predicted model, not a curated record. NCBI's taxonomy places the organism in Eukaryota, Metazoa, Chordata, Mammalia, Carnivora, Felidae. Gene Ontology annotation, molecular function: calcium ion binding; mannosyl-oligosaccharide 1,2-alpha-mannosidase activity. The transcript has 12 exons. Gene Ontology annotation, biological process: N-glycan processing; carbohydrate metabolic process. Gene Ontology annotation, cellular component: Golgi membrane; endoplasmic reticulum; extracellular exosome. The coding region runs from base 196 to 2094 and encodes 632 amino acids.
ACGCGCCCCCAAACUCCCUGAACUUCAGGGGCGGCCCCCGAAGCGGCGAAACUCUCAGGGACCCCCACCCCGGGCGGCGCCCCUCGACGACCUCCCCGCGCCAAACCCCCUGCCGGCCAGUGCCUGCCCUCCGAGGGCCUCGGGGUGGGGGGGCCCGGCCGGAGCUGACCGGCCCCAGCCCCGCGCCAGGCCACGAUGCUCAUGAGGAAAGUGCCCGUCUUCGUCCCGGCCUCCCCGUGGGGGCUGCGGCUGCCGCAGAAGUUCCUCUUCCUUCUCUUCCUCUCGGGCCUCGUCACCCUGUGCUUCGGGGCGCUUUUCCUGCUGCCCAACUCCUCUCGCCUCAAGCGCCUCUUCCUGGCCCCCCGGACCCAGCAGCCCGGCCUGGAGGUGGUGGCCGAAGUCGCCGGCCACCCCCUGGCCCGCGAGCAGGAGUCGCCUCCCAACCCGGCCCCCGCCGUGCCAGCCCCGGGUGAGGAAGACGCCAGCAGCCAAGCCAAUGCCCGGCGCCGGAAAGGGUGGCUGCGGCGCACCCACCCCACCGGGACGCGCGAAAUGGCCACGGCGGCCCGGAGCAGCGGCAGCGCGGCCCUCAGACCCCAGGAGCCGAGCAUUCCGUUUAGCUUUGACUUCCACGCGUUCCAGAGCCGCCUCCGGCACCCGGUCCUGGGGACUAGGGCGGAUGAGAGUAAGGAGCCCCAGAGCCUAGUUCGAGCCCAGCGGGAGAAAAUCAAGGAGAUGAUGCAGUUUGCCUGGCAGAGCUACAAGCGUUACGCGAUGGGGAAAAACGAGCUCCGGCCACUCACGAAAGACGGCUACGAGGGCAGCAUGUUUGGAGGCCUCAGCGGGGCAACCAUCAUUGACUCCCUAGACACCCUCUACCUCAUGCAGCUGCAGGACGAGUUCCAGGAGGCCAAGGCUUGGGUUGAAGAGAACUUCCACCUGAACGUGAGUGGAGAAGCAUCCUUGUUUGAGGUGAACAUCCGGUACAUCGGGGGACUCCUCUCAGCCUUCUACCUGACGGGAGAAGAGGUGUUCCGAAUCAAGGCCAUCAAGCUGGGAGAGAAACUCCUGCCCGCCUUCAACACCCCCACGGGAAUCCCAAAAGGUGUUGUGAACUUCAAAAGCUCCAACAGGAGCUGGGGCUGGGCCAUGGCAGGGAGCAGCAGCAUCCUGGCGGAGUUCGGGUCCUUGCACUUGGAGUUCUUACACCUCACCGAGCUCUCUGGCAACCAGGUGUUCGCAGAAAAGGUCAGGAACAUCCGGAAGGUCCUCAGGAAGAUUGACAAGCCCUUCGGCCUCUACCCCAACUUCCUCAGCCCAGUGAGCGGAAACUGGAUGCAACACCACGUCUCGGUUGGAGGACUCGGGGACAGUUUUUAUGAAUAUUUGAUCAAAUCCUGGUUGAUGUCGGCCAAGACAGAUGUGGAGGCUAAAGAUAUGUACUAUGAAGCCUUGGAGGCAAUAGAGACCCACCUGCUGAAUGUCUCUCCUGGGGGGCUGACCUACAUUGCCGAGUGGCGAGGGGGGAUUCUGGACCACAAGAUGGGGCACCUGGCCUGUUUCUCCGGGGGCAUGAUCGCCCUUGGCGCUGAGGAUGCCAAGGAAGAAAAGAGGGCCCGCUACCGAGAGCUCGCAGCCCAGAUCACCAAGACGUGCCACGAAUCGUACGCCCGCUCAGAUACCAAACUGGGGCCCGAGGCCUUCUGGUUUAACUCUGGCAGAGAGGCAGUGGCCACACAGCUGAGCGAGAGCUACUACAUCCUGCGGCCUGAGGUGGUGGAGAGUUACAUGUACCUGUGGCGACAGACCCACGACCCCAUCUACAGGGAGUGGGGCUGGGAAGUGGUGACGGCCCUGGAGAAAUACUGUCGAACAGAAGCCGGUUUCUCCGGGAUCCAAGACGUGUACAGUAGCAUUCCCAACCACGACAACAAACAGCAGACCUUCUUUCUAGCGGAGACACUAAAGUAUCUCUAUCUUCUGUUCUCUGAAGACGAUGUGCUCUCCCUGGAAGACUGGGUGUUCAACACGGAGGCCCACCCCCUCCCCGUGAACCACUCGGACAGCCCCGGCAGGGGCGGGGGCCAACUCUGACCCCACCUCCCUGCCGCUCCCGGGGGCCGGGGCCCGGAGGGUCUCCUUGCCUUUUCAGGACUUGGGACUGUUCUCAAAGGGAUUGGGAACGUAGGCCCCAUUCUGGGCAGACCCAGGGCACAGGUGUCGGACCAGCAACUUCCUUUCCUCUGUGAGGAGACAGGACUUGGAGACGCAGCAAAUGUCGCACCAGGCCCAGACUUUCCUUCCUAUGGAGAAUUUCUAUGAAACCCACUCACUUGCCAUCCCAGGGCCCAAUGACUGGAGGUCUGCCUAUUGUCGCCAUGUAUUUGGGUCACUUCCGUUCAUGUGGGGAGGGUUUUUUUUUAAUUUGUUUUGCUUGAUUUUGCCUUUUCUCUGCAGUUGUGUUUUAUCACAAAUUAUAUGCUUUCAAAAUCAUGUGCUUUCACACGCAGUAUCGUCUUGAUGAACUAAACCUUAAAGUGUUUGCAGACACAAACCUUGACCCUGUUUUCUAUAUUUUAAAUGCCUUUUGCCCAACACGUACUAUACGUUCAACUAUGUGGCAUUUACCUUAUAAUUUGAGGAGGCGCUGCCUUUUGAUUUGGGCCUAAAUGUUAACGAAUCACUAGUGCUAUUUUCAUUAUUGUAAUGGAAAAAUCUGUAAACUUACAAUAAAAGAGUUUAUUGAAUAAGAAA